AUGGCCACGGUUCUUACGAGAAAGGUGAUCUUGAAGAGCUCCGACGGCGUUGCUUUUGAGAUCAACGAAGCGGUGGCUUUCAAGUCGCUAGUGAUUAAGUUCGCAAUAGAAUAUUGCGGCGAUAGUUUCAUUCAGUUUCCCGAUGCUAGCAAUGAGAUUCUGGAGAAUAAUUCUGCUUUCGGCUUUCAGGCUGCAAAUUGUCUGAAUAUCAAGAGCUUGUUGGACCUGACUUGCCAGACAGUUGCGAACAUGAUCAAGGAAAAAACCCCUGAAGAAAUUAAGAAAAUAUUCAAUAUAAAAUAUUUUACCCCGGAGGAGAAAGAGGAAAUCCGCAUGGAGAACCAGUGGGCCUUCGAGUGAAAGAUUUAACCGCUUGAUUACAUUUGUGAUGAUGGUUGUUUCCUCGUUUUCAUCCAUCCAAGUUUAUUUUGCAAACUCAUGUCAAAAUGUGGUUUAGUCUGAGCAAGGGUCAUUGUAAUUCCUCCCAUCCAAGUGGGAAAACUUGAAUCCUAUUCUUAUAAUAGUAGUAUAAAAUUAUGCCAGCAUUAAAAUAGCA
This is a messenger RNA of Diospyros lotus (date-plum), 556 nucleotides long. Its product is annotated as SKP1-like protein 1A. The record is from RefSeq and is a predicted model, not a curated record. The transcript has 3 exons. Gene Ontology annotation, biological process: SCF-dependent proteasomal ubiquitin-dependent protein catabolic process. The coding region runs from base 1 to 360 and encodes 119 amino acids. Gene Ontology annotation, molecular function: cullin family protein binding. Gene Ontology annotation, cellular component: nucleus; cytoplasm. NCBI's taxonomy places the organism in Eukaryota, Viridiplantae, Streptophyta, Magnoliopsida, Ericales, Ebenaceae.